UGGUUUAUUCUUACCAUGGAAACAGGUGAUCGAACGUUUACAAGCAACUAAUACACCAUCUCUCCAUAUUGCAGUUACGUCUUACUGGUAUCUUCUCGACAGUCUCGUAGUGACGAAAGAUGAAGCAGCUGAAAAAGCAGCCAAAGGUGUUGUCUUUUUUAAAAGACGUGCACGACAAUUAUUAAAAGCAAUGUUCUCUUUGCACGAUCUACAUUGGGUCGCUGCAGUACUCAAUCCACAUACAAGAAUGCUCAAACAUGCUACUGAUGUUGAACGUGCACAUGCAUACUGUCUUGUGCGAGCUAGAAUAGCUAAACUUAUGGAAAUAGCACGGAUUGAUAAUAAUGAAGAAGUACUUUCUUCAACAACUACUAGUUUAACACCACCACCUCGCAAAAAGUUCAAGUCCUACACAACACAAUUUCAUGAUGACACAGAUUUAGGUGAAACAAGUAGUAAUAUGACAAUUGUAAAACGUGCUCGUCGUGAAUUGGAAAUCUAUUUGCAACUGAAUUUAACUAAUUGUAAAUAUUUACUUGAUGAUAUUGAUAAUCCACUAUUGUUCUGGAAAGAACAAGAACAUGUACUACCCAAUAUGUCAAGAUUAGCAAAACAAAUUUUUUCCAUUCCUGCCUCUUCAGCUGCAGUUGAACGUGCAUUUAGUUCAGCUGGUAUUAUCAUAUCACAGAGAAGGACCAAUAUCAAUCCAUCUACAGAUGAACAUAAAAUUUCAAUAAAUGAAGUUUAUCGAAGAUAUGGAACAAGUCCUGCUAUGGGUCUCUCAGAAGAACGAGCAUCUGUUCUUCUUGAACAUGAUGGCUCAAAUGAUUUAACACCAGUUCGAAGAACAUCUGAAAUAGUUCGUUUA
Molecule: messenger RNA, 868 nt
Organism: Rotaria sordida
Lineage: Eukaryota; Metazoa; Rotifera; Eurotatoria; Philodinida; Philodinidae
Source: the annotation of a GenBank genome assembly